AUGGUCUACACUUCCAAGGGUAACUCAAUAUUCUCCCGAGUCAAAGAUGUUUCAGUUAUUUGGAAUACGAAAGAUCCCAAAAAAUAUUCCACUAAGGUUCUCGUUGAUACCAGUGGACUUAACGUUAGCAUAUACCUGUUGAAUGGUGAUAUAUUACACUUUGGUGAUGAUGGUACUGUUGAUGGUUGGAAGCCUUCUUCUAACAAAAUUAUCCUUGACGUGGAUAAGACUUCGAGUACCAUUGGUUAUGACUUUGUCCAUGAAGGUGAGACGAGGACUUUCACUGCAAAGCCUGGAUACGAAUUCAAAACCGUAAAGCUCGGUAAAACAUUUUCUGAAGAUCAUACUUUUUGGAAAGCAAAAAAGGAUGAUGAGUGUUCAACCAAGGUCACGGUCUAUGGUGUAGAAACAAGCGUUAAGAACAUUAACAUAUUCCUCAACAAUAAUCAGGUUAAGCACUUCCACGAGGUGGAUGAUAAGUGGGUCUCUGAAACUACCAUUGUUCUUGAUAUUGACAAGAAUAAGGAUAAUGAUCUAUUUGAGUAUAGAUCCACAAGAAACUUCGGUCAUUUCAAUCCUAAGCCCAAUUUGACAAUCACCAAGAUUGUGAAGAAAGAGUUGGAGAUAUGGACUGCUGAACCAGAGGAUCAUGGUCUCAAGGCAGUAUUGAUGGGUUCUGGUAAGGAUGAGAAAUUCCUGUCCAUUCUGCUACAAAGUGGUAACUUUGUACUACUUAGGAAGUCUGGUAAAGGACAGUGCUGGGAAGACAUUACUCAGGAAAAGAGUGAUUUCUCGGGCAUCAAGAUGUACUCCCUGGAAGAGGGUACAUCCAAGUAUCAUCUCCUGACUGAGAAUGAAUAUGAUGCAAUAAUAUUCGAGUCAAGAUAUGGUUAUGAGUUUAAAGAUUCCGUCAAGUGUGUUAAGAUCACAUACAAUGAUAAUCUACUGUGGUCACAUACUGAUGAUCCUGAGUUUGGAUACCUGAAGGGUCUAUAUCUAGGUCUUGCUUCAAACCGUUUCUUCGUUAAGAAUCAGUCUGAUGAAGUCAAGAAGAUAGAAAAGGAACUUGUGACUGACAAUCAUUAUUUUGGAUGUCUUCCAAUUUUCUAUGAUUUGAAAUUUCAUGUUGUUUAUCUAAUCCACUCUUUGUCAAAAAUAGGAGUGAUAGCCUUACACUUGGCCUUGUUGUAG
Messenger RNA from Theileria annulata, 1191 nucleotides. RefSeq names its product SfiI-subtelomeric fragment related protein family member, putative. Lineage: Eukaryota; Apicomplexa; Aconoidasida; Piroplasmida; Theileriidae. Bases 1 to 1191 code for a protein of 396 amino acids. The transcript has a single exon. The record is from RefSeq and is a predicted model, not a curated record.